AUGGAUUUUAUAAUAAGGAGCAACGACAGCAACGCGACCAGCGGUUACCCUGAAGGGAUGGACGUGGUUGCCGACUGGAUCGGGGGUAAGAAUGUUACGGAGUCUGGGCUUCUGCCAGAUCUGGUGCUGGCUUACCAGAUCAUCACCUCUCUGCUCCUGGGGGCCCUCAUCCUCUGCUCCAUAUUUGGCAACGCGUGCGUCGUGGCAGCCAUCGCCCUGGAGAGAUCUCUCCAGAAUGUCGCCAACUACCUGAUCGGAUCCCUGGCCGUGACAGACCUGAUGGUAUCGGUGCUGGUGUUGCCAAUGGCGGCCCUUUACCAGGUUUUAAACAAGUGGACUUUGGGGCAGGAGAUCUGUGACUUAUUCAUCUCUUUGGAUGUGCUGUGCUGUACAUCAUCCAUCCUGCAUCUGUGCGCAAUCGCCUUGGACAGGUACUGGGCAAUAACUGACCCCAUUGACUAUGUAAAUAAACGGACCCCAAAGCGAGCUGCGCUCCUGAUCUCUGCAACUUGGUUCAUUGGUUUUUCCAUCUCCAUCCCGCCUAUGUUAGGGUGGAGAAGCGCCGAGGACAGGGCGAACCCGGACGCCUGCAUGAUCAGCCAGGACCCGGGCUACACGAUCUACUCCACGUUUGGAGCGUUUUACAUCCCUCUCAUCUUGAUGCUGGUUCUGUACGGGCGGAUAUUUCGGGCCGCUCGGUUUCGGAUUCGAAAGACGGUGAAGAAAACCGAGACGGCAAAAGUUUCAGACAAGUGCUUGACCAUAUCACCCGCCAUCUUCCACAAGAGAAAGAACGGGGAGAGCGGCGGCAAGGGCUGGACGCGCUGCGACGAGUCCAAAACCGGUUCCCCGUGCGUAAACGGCGCGGUGAAGCACGGAGACGAAGGCGAGUCGCUGGAGAUUAUAGAAGUUAUCAGCAACUCCAAGACGCACCUGCCCCUGCCCAACACUCCGCAGUCGUCCUCGCAGGGCUAUGAGAGCUUGAAUGAGAGGAACUCGGGGGCAAAGAGGAAGCUCGCGCUGUCUCGGGAGCGCAAAACGGUGAAAACGUUAGGGAUCAUCAUGGGGACGUUUAUCGUCUGCUGGCUGCCCUUUUUCAUCGUGGCGCUGGUGCUGCCUUUCUGCGCAGACAGCUGCUACAUGCCGGACUGGCUGGGCGCUGUUAUAAACUGGCUGGGCUACUCCAACUCCCUCCUGAACCCCAUCAUAUACGCCUACUUCAACAAAGACUUCCAAAGUGCUUUCAAGAAGAUCAUAAAGUGCAAAUUCCACAGACCAUAAGCGCAUAAUUCUACACGUGCAGGGCAAAAUAAUGGACAAAAGGCAGGAAAAAAACAAAAAACAAAACAAAACAGACUUUCAUUCAGGGACAGAUUCUUUUAGAUGUGUGAAAGGAUUGUGUUAAAAAAUAGUAAUAAAACAGAAAAAGGGCAGAUAUUUUUGUUCCCAAUGUACAAGCUCAUGUUUCUUCCGUGUUGUGGUAAACAUGCGACACAUCGUUCUAAC
Molecule: messenger RNA, 1506 nt
Organism: Nematolebias whitei (Rio pearlfish)
Lineage: Eukaryota; Metazoa; Chordata; Actinopteri; Cyprinodontiformes; Rivulidae
Gene: htr1aa
Product: 5-hydroxytryptamine (serotonin) receptor 1A a
Exons: 1
Coding region: 1-1281 (426 amino acids)
Biological process (GO): adenylate cyclase-activating adrenergic receptor signaling pathway; regulation of vasoconstriction; regulation of hormone secretion
Cellular component (GO): plasma membrane
Molecular function (GO): G protein-coupled serotonin receptor activity
Source: RefSeq, a predicted model, not a curated record